Molecule: messenger RNA, 8668 nt
Organism: Protopterus annectens (West African lungfish)
Lineage: Eukaryota; Metazoa; Chordata; Ceratodontiformes; Protopteridae
Product: LHFPL tetraspan subfamily member 5 protein-like
Exons: 4
Coding region: 624-1289 (221 amino acids)
Biological process (GO): sensory perception of sound; detection of mechanical stimulus involved in sensory perception
Cellular component (GO): plasma membrane
Source: RefSeq, a predicted model, not a curated record
CGGACCUGCUGUGAAGCACGUGUUAAAGAAAAUGCACGUGCACUGGUUUGGGUAUACAGAGGCACGCGCGCAGCAACAGAUGGUGGCCGGGAGAUAUUGGGGAUUGUAGCACAUCGUUAGUAAUGGCGGAGGAGAGUCAGUGUAUGUUACCUUCCCGAAUGAAUUAGCAGGGAGGGAGUGAAUUAGCAACGUCAUACUUCCCAGUUUUUUUGUGGGUUCUUCUGAGGGACGGAGCAUUUGCUAAAACAUAAGUGAAGGCGUGCGCUGUUUGUAAUCAAUCGGAAAAGCGGACGCAAAGCACUACUGACAGAUGAGUGUUUACGGUCCUUCAACUAGUGUAAGUGGGGGUAACAUUGUGGGAGUCGAAUCAACCUCCAUCCAGAACGUACUACUCAUUAAAUCAAAUCUGUAGGCUAAAGAACGUUCAUUAUACGCGCCCGCACCUCACCACAACUGAAAGACAGUCGUAGCAGAACAAAGUUAAGUUGCAGGAAACACUGAAGCCGCUGGAAUGCAAACCAAUAAUGGUAAUGCUGUAAUGUCUGCCUGACAGGUAGUGGGGCUAGAUCCAUCUUCUGAGUUUAUGAUUAGCGGCUGCUUGGAAACCUAUCACAAAUUCCAAAAUGCAGAAAAUGCUCCCCGCCCGAGAGGCGGCCAAGAUCUACCACACUAACUACGUGCGCAACUCCCGGGCCAUCGGGGUGCUUUGGGCCAUCUUUACUAUCUGCUUUGCCAUUAUUACAGUGGUGUGCUUCAUUCAGCCCUACUGGAUCGGGGACAGCAUCAAUACGCCCCAGGCGGGAUACUUCGGGCUUUUCCACUACUGUAUUGGUAAUGCCCUCACCUCGGAACUUAUUUGCAAGGGCAGUGCCCUGGACUUUGGCUCUAUCCCCUCCGGAGCAUUUAAGACUGCUAUGUUUUUCGUGGGCAUCUCCAUGCUACUGGUUGUGGGCUGCAUUGUAUGUUUUGGACUAUUUUUCUUCUGCAACUCUGCCACCGUGUACAAGAUCUGCGCCUGGAUGCAGAUGGCAUCAGCAGCUGGACUAAUAAUGGGCUGCAUGAUUUAUCCAGAUGGAUGGGACUCUGCAGAAGUGAAACGAAUGUGUGGUGAACAGACAGACAAGUAUACACUGGGAGCAUGCUCAGUACGUUGGGCCUACAUCUUGGCAAUCAUCGGUAUUCUCGAUGCACUCAUCCUUUCCUUCCUGGCCUUUGUUUUAGGAAACAGACAGGAUAAUCUCCUCCCAGAAGACUUUGAAAUAGAAAAUAAAGAACCUACAAAUGCAUAGAAGUCCACAAGAAACAAGGAUUAAAUAAACAAAGUUAACAGAAGUUCUUUUGUUAGCAGUAUUUAACAACCGGAGCAUACAGAACAAAGAAUGCACAACUUUGCAACAAGAUCUGAGGGGAAUCCUCAAUAUUUUUGUUGGAAAUAGCCUGAUUCAGAUUGUGCAAACUGUCUGUGCACGGGAGGAAUACAGUUAGCUUCCUUUCAGAAGUAUAUCACUAUGUGUAUCUUAAGCUCAUGUGAAAAAAAGACAACAAGAGAUGGAUGGUCUGUUGUUUCAAACCUUUUGCAGCAUACAAUUGUACUUAAGAACCAAAUUAAGAACAUGAGCUGUUCCAGAAUACUGCAGAAAGACAAUAUGAUAUAAUGUUAUUUUAUCCUGUUUACAGCAAUUGAACUGUAAAGGUUAGAACUUGAUGAAAUGUGGAGAUGCACACUGUGAUUUUGUUGACUUGUUUAGAGUUAUGAACAAAAUGCUUAAUUUGGUAGACGAGAACAGGGAAUCAUUACAUCUCUUGUCUGAGCUCUGUCUGAAAACUAAACAGUCCUCUAUUCAGUCUGGACUGUAUGAAGGCACAAUUAAGUGUUUUUCAUGGUGGUGUUCUCCAUGCAGAAUCUCAUUCAUACAUGUACCUAUUCAUAUUAGACAGCAAUAAGCUCUGCACUGCAUUAGAUCAGGUGCCUCCGUGGGGAUAAUUUUAUCUUCAGGAAAAGAUGGUGGUCCUUUAAAACCUACAAAGGCUCUUCCCCCUUUGGUAUUAAUGCUUAGGGGCUUCUAAGAACUCAGCUCCUGUGGCCCUUUUCCACAUCUGAAGUGUCUGUUCCAUAAAUCUGUGUAAAGUCUAUGGAACUUUGUCCUGUUGACUGUUUCCAAACCUUCUGCAACUACUACUUACAGACUGUGUUAGACUUGCAGUUACCUCCCACAUCAUCUGGUCCACCUUCCACGACUUCAUGCAUUUUCAGUCAGCUCUACCACUAUCCAGAAUUCCUGCCACACAGUUAUUUUCUGAAGCUUUUGCUAUAUACACUGUUAGGUCCUACAGCAUCUGUCAUAUUUAAUGUGCCCUGCAUCACAACUGUAACUACCCUACAGUCUCUGCAAUAGCUGCUACUACUUCUUAUAUGCAGCCCUCUGGCAAAGCUACCAUUUCCUUGUAUAUCUCUAUUAAAUUUACAGUUACUCCCCACAACUUCUGCGAGAUACUGUUACUUCCUAUAUUCUGUACUGUACUAACCACUGUGUCCUAUAGGCUCUCCCAAACCCAGCACUGCCUCUAACAUCCUCUAUGAACUCUACCAUUAUGCUGUAGUGACUGCCAAACGUACCACUACUUUGUGACCUUUACCAGACAUGAUAUAUAUUCUUUAAGUACCAGUUGUAUGAGGCGAGCCUCAGCCUAGAUUAGGUACAGCUCAUUGCUGAAACAUCAACCCUGAGAGUGGGAGGUUAUGGUACAUGCCACACACAGUACUAGUAAUAGAGAGUGCCAAACUCAUGAUCCUGUCAGUCUGCCCCAACCACUGAAUGAGCAUAUCUCCUGCAGAUAGAGGGAGGAAAAAACAAAUAUCUGACACCUACAGUCUCCUUUACCUGCCGGGCUUACAGGAAUCAGCAACUGGGACUGGGUGGAGGAGCCAUCCAUGCACAGAGAAAUGGAGAGAUGGUCCUCUCCUAGUAGAAGGCAGAGAAGAGAGAAUAGAAUCUCAAGGCUGAGUUGUGAAACACAGAAAUACCAGAAGAAGCCUAGCUGGUAGAGUCACAGUUGUGACAAUAAUAACAAAUUGGCCAGAAUGCCACUUGUCUGCAGUGGAGCUAUUUUGAAGCAAGCACUGGAAUAUUCCACCUCUAAUGGAGCUGGUUUUCACUACAGAAUUAGACAAUGGCAGUGAGCUGCAGAGGAUAUUAAGAUGGCAGUCCACCUAGAAAGGGCUUACCUGGUGACUGCAAGUAUAUUCCUUAUUACAGCAAAGGUGAAGAAAGCUGUUUUCAUCUUUUUAAACUCAAACACUUGCCUCAAGUUAUACCUGGGGUGGUGAUGAACAUCCAGAAUACGAAAGGCUAUGUCUUUCUUCUGGUUUCUGCUUAGGUGAAGACAACAGAGAGAUGAAUGGACAACUUCAAAGCAAAUUCAUAACCUACUUUUCAGGAGGAAAUUUGGUUUAGGACCAUAAAAUCCAUAUGAAAGGUCAGAUAAGAUUCCGUCACAUGAAAGCCUACAACUCUGAGAUCCUGCAGGCAGACGGCAUAAUUACCAAAAAAAAUCAGUAUCCUAGAAACUGAAACUAAUGCAGCCAAAGCAGUUGCUUUGAAUGGGAGUCUGGCAAGUGUGUAGGCCAUGAAUCUCAAAUCCCACAUUGGGGGGAGGGGGGGUCUUCAAAGUUGUGAAGAGAUGCAGCAUUUCAGACACAAUUUAUCUAUUUAUUUAUGUAUUUUACAUUUGUUAACCGGGUUGGCCCAACUGGCCCAUUUUCAGUGGACCCCAGAGGAGAAAAGCUCCAGUACAUGACAAGCAUUAUGAAACAAACAUUUUAAACAGUACAUAGCUUGAAAUAUACAUUGAAACAAUAAACUGAAACAUAAGUUAAUACAUAGAUUGAACAUACAUUGAAGCAUAAGUUGGUACAGCAGUUAGCUGAGUGAGGCAGAGAUAUAAAAUAGCAGAUAGAUUCAUAGAUGCAUCCUGACUGUGGUCUAACUAAGCUGCAAGUUAUACAGGGACCUCAAAUGUUAGAAUAAUUUGAAAACUGACCUGCUGGGGCAUUACCGGGUACUGUUUCACAUAAAUAGAAAUUUUUUUCACCUGCCAGAGUAUGUCUGCAUGAUGAAAGUAUGCCUGGCAGUUUUAAUCACUUCUGACUUCAGCUAGAAGGUUCAGUGGGAUCACAAGGCCUACAGCUGGUGCCAUCCUGACUGAGGAGGCCCCCCUUGGCUAGAACCAGUAGAUAUUUCUGUAUCAGUAGGGAACUGAGAGCCUAAAACUUUAGACUUCUUGGUCACCAGUCUUCUCUGAAUUUUGCAGUUACUGUGGAAUUAGAAAGGAACAAAAGGAAGGCGUACAGAUAUUUUUCCACAACAGGAGACACGCAUUCACUGCAAACUCUGCUUUGGGCUGCUGCUGUGAUUAAAAAAAGAUGGGGAGAACUGCAUUUUUCUAAGUGGCAAAAUGAGGCUUCUCUAAUGGAGCAUAGGGUCAGAAGAAUUGCAUGCAGCACUGAAUGGUUGAUAUAGAGUCAUUACUCUGUGCCUUGACCUGUGGUGGGUGCAUUGAAAGUAAUGCAAGACCUGCAUGACAAUUAGUGGGAGCUGUCUACUACUUUGGAAUACAGUGACAGUGGCCUGACACCAGUAGUAGAUGUGUGAGUGCAUGUUGGCUCUGCAGCCAUUAACAGCUCUCAGUCCAGUGCAGUACCUGCAUACACAGACAUGAGGCAAUAGUAGGUGUAUUAGGUGUUGUAGGAAGUAACAUCAGGUCCAGCAGAGACUGCAGGAAACAUAAAUGGCAAUUAUCAAGAGAGUCUGAGCUUGGCUCACCUGCUGCAGCCUCACCAGACUGUCACAUUCAUGACCUGCUGGGAUCUCUCCACAGACCGGAAUGAUUGAACUAGACAGUGUCUAACUCUAUGCCUGUGAAGGCUGUCCUCUGGGACUUGAUCAAAUAGAACUUCUUCCCUGUUUAUGCCACCCACACCCAGCAAAUACUGUCACAGGUGUGUCUGACUCCAGGAAAACACAACCAAAGAGUCUUUCAGUAGAGCCUGUAACAGCUAGUCAUCCUGAUCGUGGAACACAUGAAGUUCCAUCUCAUAAUGCUUCAUCCAUUAUGGCAAGCACAAUGGAUACACUGUGGGUGCUGAAUAAACUCCAGAGGCAAUUUGCAUCUUAUCAUGUUCAAAAGUUUAACAACCUACAUUUACACUUGUCAUAACUCUAGUCAAGUGUUUUAUUCAUCUUUCAUCUGAUCCCCACUCUGUGAGACAAAGGACUUUUAACUUGGUACAUUUAUAUUUGUAUUUACAGCAGCAACUUUUAUAAGAUUCAGUUGUACAUAUAUGUAAUCUCAUAUCCCUAUACUGGAUUUUCACACUAUUUUGCAUCUCUCUGCAUUAGUGAUGUCUAUCAGUACCAUCUCUCUUUAACUUGUUUUAACAAUGUGCUCCCAAGCUGAGCCUGAAAAUGGUUCACUAGGCUCAGAAGAUGUACAGGGGUUAUCAAGUUUAAAGAAAUAAACAAACUGGUGCCCACACAGAAUAAAUCAAACAACUUCCUGUAUGAAACUCUUGUCAGUGAUGUAACAAAGUUCAUGUCCAGUGAAACUACCCAGGUGUCCUGCAUAACAGGAGGAAUGACCAUCUGGAAACUGACAUCUCAGAUGUGUCCAAUGUGGCCAUUGAAGUCUGCAAGGACUAGGACAGAACACAUCCUCUGUUCCAUCAAAAACAGAAAUAGGUGUGAAUAGAACUCCUAGCCUAAUUCUAAUUGGGGGGGGGGUAUGGCCUUGAUGAAUAAAGUCUGGGCCUGGAUCAAGAGCUCUGCAGAGAGACUGAUCUCUUAGUACAGCUAUUUCUGGAAGAGAACCCAAGUGCUCUAACAUGUGGUUGACCAUGACCACAUCCACAGUCCACUUUUCUCUUAUGGUGGCUUGGGACAGACCUGGAGAACCUUCCUCGUAAUGUCUAGCCACAAACUGUAGUUAUGGCUGCAAGUUAUAUUCUUGGUUAACCUUAGCAGGCACUGGAGAGUGCACAACCAUGUGAUACUUAUGUGCCUUCUGUAAUCUUCAUACAUGAGGAAGUUAUCUAAUCCUAAUUGAGUUGAUACAGGGGGCUGAUUGUGAGCUAAAAGAAGUUCUCAGCAGUGGAGAACACCUCAUUCUCUUUACUUAGGUCAGCCAUUAAGUCCUGACAAAAUUGGCCAAAUAAAAUCUCCACUCUUGAAUGGGGCAUCUAAGUUAGAAUCCAUGGCCUCUCUUCAAAGAGAAUAGCGUCAGCCAGACCGUCCUAUGGAGAAACAUGACUUAGCCGGCAGGCCUAACUAUAGUUUCAUCCCAGUCAGAAUUACACCAGACUGCAUGGAAGCCAUUCCUAGCUGCUUUUAACCUACUCCUUCUCACUGGUCCACUUGGGAAAAUUGGAAUCUGAAUUGGUGAUUUGAAUAGUUUGGGGCUCUAAGCCACCUUGUCUACCAUAUCUAAUGCUUUAGACUCCUUAUCUGUGGCAGUCUUUUAAAACAAUGAAGGUAUGUAGGCUCUUUGUACUGGGUAGAGAAAAUCACAGAGAAGGCAGUCUAAGGAUGGCUGCACAAGAUCUUAUUUAAUAAAGCUAAGAGCCUGUAGAAAGAGAAUCUGCUUUCUUAACAGCGAUAGAAGCAGAGUCUGAGUGUUUUCAGGAUGCACAUGUGGCAUCCCUGAUAGCUGUCUAUACACAGGAAUUGAUCCAAGGCAGCUGUCUAUACACAGGAAUUGAUCCAAGGCACCUCCACCACACAUAUUCAUUUAGAUAUUUUUGAUGGGAAAGAAUAUGGGCCACAAUCCAUUCCACAGAGUGCAUUAUGAACCUCAAAGGGAGGGGUCAGCUAGCAGUAGAUGCAGAGUGUUGAGGCAUCACUCUAUUUAUAUUUCUCAGAGGUAAACUCUAGGUCCUUACACGAACAGGAAAUGAACAGAUUCCAGCAAAUCAUAACAGGCUCAGCAAGAACAUGUUCAUACAUGGCUAAUGAGUGUGGGGGUGAGCAUUUGUUAGAUGCAUUCUUGUUAAUGGUCAGCUAAGAUCUAGAGCUGGUUAAUUGCCUACUAGUGGUGACUGCGUUGGGACAUGAGUUGCCUUUGCCAGUCUCUUUGGUUAUAUCAAGCAGUGUGUUCUUUAAAGGGAGAUGCUACCCCCCCCCAAGAAAAGGUCCCACCAGACUUCUGACAUCAGCUUGAAAUUAAAAGCCUUAACCAGGGCCUCUAGGGCAAAAGAACCUUUGGACCAUCCUUUUUCACAGGCCACUGUUUCCCAAAGUUCUGGGAAGGAGACUGGGGGAGCAGAGUCCUCAGCCUAUAGCUACACCAGUUCAAGGAAGUGACUUCAUGGAAUUUUUAUCCAGGAUCUGGCCAGUAGCAAGAGUAUUCUGGCUGAAUGGCCCAUGCAAUAGCAGCACCUUCACGGCCCAGGAUACCCUUCUCAAGGUGAUACCUGGAGAUGCACUUUCUUUGGGCCCCUUGCCCUCCUGGGUAGAAACAGAGAAGCAAACAAGCUUCUGUUCUUUUAGAAGAAGCUUGUAAUGCUCCAGGACAGGAUGGCAAUUUCAAAAUUGGAUUUGACUUUUGAAAGGUUUAACUGAGGCUUACAUUUCAUAUCCCUUGUUUUCUGACAGAGGUUUAGCAGACAUAUGGGGCUGUGGGUGGGACUCAUCUCCUGAUCACCAUGAGAUGAAUCUUCUGCUGCCACCAUCUCCUUGCUGUAAAGUAGGUUAUUGUUCUAAUUUUUGCAGGUAACUGGGCUGAAUCUCUGGAACUUAGCAUCAGUGUUUUACAUCAUGUUCCUCUCCCAGGCAUUAGAGAUAAUUUCAGAGAUUAUGUCUUGGAACAUUAUUUGUCUGCCAUAAGGACACUUAGAAACUUUCACUAUAGGCAUUGAACACAGGGGGCAUCACUGUGGCUUAGUGCUUAGAGCUCUGGCUCACAGCACCAGGUUCUGGGGUUCAGUCCUGACAUGUACUCAGUCUGCUGAAGUCUGUAUACUCUCCUCUUGUGUACAUGCAUUUUCCUCCAGGACCCUCUGUUUCUUCCCAUCAACCAAAAACAUGCUACUGUAAUUUUGCAUAUGGGAUGGGUCACAGCUGUAAAGGGGUCCAUGAACCAAAAUACUUACCUGGUUAACAAAUAGUAGAAUAAAAUAAAAUAAAAUAAAAUCAAUGAGGAUUGUGAUUCAUAAAGUGUAAAUGGAUACACAUAUAAAGCAGGCUGAGGAGUUAGGUACCGUCUUAAUGAGUGGCAUCAUGGUAUGGCCAGGUGUGUGGGACAUGCCCUCCCAAGCACAAGAACCCAAGAAAAUCAUUCAGAACUGGAAAAGAUGGAAGGAUGAAUCAGUUCACAGACUAAUAUGGUUUGCCUUAUUUUCUUGAAAUGUGAUUCUGGGACAAUGACCUAUACAACAUCCUUAGAUUGUGCAGUUAGCUGUUUUGGGAAGGCAGCAGCUGCACCAUCAAUUUUAGUAAAAAAAAAGUUGUGAUAUUAUUUGUGUGCUGCAACAUUUAAAAAGAAUGAAAACCUCCCAUGUGCACAGAAAUACAUAUUCUUUUAGGCCUGAAGUCACAAUACCAUAUUGUAUUUGUUACUCUGCAAGGAAAUCUUAGUUGCACUUUUAUUUUGAAAUAAAUGUCUUGCCAGUGUUGUA